AUCUCACCUUCACUUCCAACUGCCCGCUUUCAUAUUUUCUAAUACCUAAAAUAACCUCAAGUUUUAAACUAUUUGCAACCCAGUCCCGGCUUCUGCUUCAUUUUCCCUCCAUUUGGAGCCUGGAAACGAGUCCAGGUUUCAAUGGCGGAACCCAUCAGACCGUUCUUUUGUCUCUUUUCACUCCCUGCUUCCACUUUCUAAAACGAAAGGCGGAUUGGACAGAAGCCCGCGCGCGCGCAGUGGGAGAGAGAGAGAGAGAGAUGCAGAGAUUCUUUGUGGUCGCAGCUCUAGUGUUGCUGCAGCGAUGGCCCAUGGUGUUCUCCUUGAAUCAGGAAGGUGAAGAUCUUCUUCAGGUUAAACUCGGUCUUGACGACCACAGGAACGCUCUCGCUAACUGGGAUCCUAAUGAUUCCACUCCCUGCAGCUGGGCAGGAAUCACCUGCUCCAACAUUACAGGCACCAGCGGAAAGCCUUCCGUGACAGGAGUUGAUCUCCACGACCUCGAUCUUUCUGGGCCAUUCCCCGCCUCUUUCUGCCGCCUUCCCAAUCUCUCCUUCCUCUCCCUCUCCCUUAAUUUCAUUAACUCUACCCUCCUAAAUUCCUCAAUCCUGCCCUGCCCUGCUCUCACCCACCUCGACCUUUCCCAGAACCUUCUCGUUGGUUCCCUUCCUUCUGCUCUUUCCUCUCUUCCUCUCCUCCGCUACCUUGAUCUUACAGGUAACAAUUUCACCGGAGCCAUACCCCUCUCAUUUGCCCUCUUCCCUUCUCUCCAAAUCCUCUCCCUUACCGCUAACCUCCUCAAUGAAACCAUUCCCGAAUUUCUUGGCAACAUUUCCACUCUCCAGGAACUCAAUCUCGCCUACAAUCCCUUCGCCUCUGGCCCCAUCCCUUUUUCUCUAGCCAACCUCAGCAAUCUCCAAACCAUCUGGCUUGCAGGCUGUGGUCGCAUUGGCCAGAUUCCUCCAACCCUCAGCCGCCUCAAGAAGCUCAUUAAUCUUGACCUAUCCAGCAACCUUCUCACUGGUACCAUUCCCGACACUCUCUCCGGCCUAGGUUCCGCUGUCCAGAUAGAGCUAUACAACAAUUCACUCUCCGGCUAUUUCCCCACCGGGCUCUCAAAUAUCACCACCCUAAGUCGUUUCGACUCAGCCAUGAACCUCCUCUCCGGCCCGAUUCCCGAUGAUGUCUUCUCUAUCCCACUACUUGAAAGCCUCCAUCUUUACCAAAACACAUUCAACGGCUCUCUUCCUGCCACCGCUGCCAAGGCUGGCAAACUUGUGGAACUUCGUAUAUUUUCAAACCAUCUCUCGGGUUCUCUUCCCGCCGAACUUGGCACUAACUCGCCGCUAAUGUUCCUGGAUCUAUCAGGCAACCAGCUCACUGGCGAGAUCCCAAAAGGAAUCUGCGACGGCGGCAAGCUGCAGGAGAUUCUUCUCAUUAACAAUUAUCUUUCCGGCAGCUUGCCUGAAGGUCUCGGACGUUGCCGGACUCUUACACGUAUCCGUCUUGCAAAUAAUAGGCUCUCUGGCGACGUGCCUGCUGGUAUGUGGGGGCUGCCUCACGUCUCGAUUAUGGAACUCACGGACAACUCCUUUUCUGGCGGUAUAGCUCCCAGCAUCGCCGAAGCCGCCAAUCUUUCCAAUUUGCUGAUCGCCGGGAACCAGUUUAACGGAAUUAUUCCAGAGGGAAUCAGUUCACUCUCUAAGCUUUAUGAAUUCUCUGCCUCGGAUAACCAGCUCGCAGGUCCAUUGCCAGAGUCACUUGGAUUAUUAACAGAACUCGGACAAUUAGAUCUCCACAACAACUCUCUAUCCGGAGAGUUGCUCACUGGAAUUCAGUCCUGGAGGAGGCUUACCAAGCUAAACCUUGCAAACAAUGAAUUUUCAGGAAAAAUUCCGCUGGAGCUGGGGAACUUGCCGGUUUUGAACUACCUUGACCUAUCAGGUAACGUCCUUUCAGGUGAGAUCCCUAUCCAACUGCAGAAUUUGAAGCUAAACCAGUUCAAUCUAUCCAGUAAUCAGCUGUCAGGUCCCAUCCCGCCAAUCUUCCACAACGAAGCCUACAAAACUAGCUUCCUUGGCAAUCCGGGCUUGUGCGCGGAUUUUAAUGAUCUAUGCCCGAGCAACGAUAGUAAUAGACACGGCCGCAGCAAGUUCUUCUGGCUUCUUUGUGCAAUCUUUUUGUUUGCUGCGUUGGUAUUCGUUGUUGGGAUUGCUUUGUUCUACUGGAAGUAUAGGAGCAUCAAGAGGGGCAAGAAAAUGAUGGAUAAAUCCAAGUGGACCCUGACUUCAUUCCACAAGCUGGGCUUCAGUGAGUAUGAGAUAUUGGAUUCAUUAGAUGAGGAUAACGUAAUUGGCAGCGGGGCAUCUGGUAAGGUUUACAAGGUAGUUCUGGGCAACAAUGAGGCUGUGGCUGUGAAGAAGCUGUGGAAAACAAAAUCUUUGAAGAAUGAUGGCGUUAACCAGCAGGAAACUGCUUGUGAUGCUUUCGAUUCAGAGGUAGCGACUUUGGGGAAGAUUAGACACAAGAAUAUUGUAAAGCUCUGGUGCUGUUGCAGUCACAGGGAAUGCAAGCUUCUGGUUUAUGAGUACAUGCCGAAUGGGAGUUUGGGGGACUUACUGCAUAGCAGCAAGGCGAGUCUGUUGGAUUGGCCCACCAGGUUUAAGAUUGCCUUGGAUGCAGCAGAGGGACUCUGCUAUCUGCACCAUGACUGUGUUCCGCCAAUUGUUCACAGGGAUGUUAAAUCCAAUAACAUACUAUUAGAUGCGGAGUUUGGGGCAAAAGUUUCUGAUUUUGGGGUUGCGAAAAUGGUCGAUGCUAAUGGAAAGGGACCUCAGUCCAUGUCUGUCAUUGCUGGUUCAUGUGGAUACAUUGCUCCAGAAUAUGCAUACACCCUUCGCGUUAAUGAAAAGAGUGACAUAUAUAGCUUCGGUGUUGUUAUCUUGGAGCUGGUAACUGGCAAGCCCUCAGUGUGCCCAGAGUUUGGGGAGAAGGACUUGGUGAAAUGGGUGUGCAGCAACAUUCAGCAGAAAGGGGAGGAGAGUGUAAUCGACUCCAAGCUGGAUAACUGCUACAAAGUGGAGAUUGCCAAAGUCCUCCACAUAGGUCUCCAUUGCACCAGUAAUCUUCCCAUCAACCGGCCUUCGAUGCGGAGGGUGGUUAAGAUGCUGGUUGAAGUUUGUGAAGAAAGCAAGCCGACUCUUCUACCGAAGGAUGGCAAACUGUCUCCAUACUACUAUGAAGAGGAUCCGGGGAGUGUUGCUUGAGAAGAAGCUUUAGGAGAGGGUCUGAAUAUCUUGGGCGCUCAUUUUUCUGAGAAUGAUAUGGAAGAUAUUCAAACUUCUGUGCCCCAGCCUUAAGUGAAAAGAAAGACGCUUGCCUGUUAUUGCAUUGGUGCCAACCAUGUAGAGAUUUACUGGCAUUAACCUUAUGUGAGAUGUUCCAUCUUUGUAGUUUAUUGUUGGCCUGAUUGCCGGAAUGCUGUACAACAGUAGUCUGCAUAACUGCUUUCAGGAUGUUAAAGGGUCAGUUUGUUGUAUUGGUUUGUGCAUCAAUCAUAUAAUCUUCUCUGAUGCGACAAGGAAAGCGGCUGUAAUCUCUUAGGUUUGCUGCACGCUUAUUUAUUUUGAUUUCUAUAUGGUAUGAGAGCCUCGAAGUAAUUGCGAU
This is a messenger RNA of Phalaenopsis equestris, 3666 nucleotides long. Its product is annotated as receptor-like protein kinase HSL1. The transcript is spliced from 2 exons. NCBI's taxonomy places the organism in Eukaryota, Viridiplantae, Streptophyta, Magnoliopsida, Asparagales, Orchidaceae. Gene Ontology annotation, biological process: protein phosphorylation. The record is from RefSeq and is a predicted model, not a curated record. Gene Ontology annotation, molecular function: protein kinase activity; ATP binding; receptor serine/threonine kinase binding. Bases 261 to 3266 code for a protein of 1001 amino acids.